AUGUCAGUCAGUUUACAUUAGACAUGAUCGCUAGGGUAAUCCCGAAUUACACCCAAAGUUGGCCGUUCUGGUGAGGGUUUACCGGGAGAGAACAGACUGAAACACUCACAAGAGGCAUGACAGAACUUCAGGCUACUCUCGAGUUCUCUGUGGAGUACAACAAGUUCUACAAUGUUGAUCUGUUUCAAAGAGGGUAUUACAAUAUCAGAACCAGUCUGAAGACAAGUCCAAGAACUCCAGCUAAAAUAGAAGUGACCCUAGCAAAGGCAUCAGAAGAUGUACUGGUUCUGCCGGCCUGUGUUGUGAAUGGAACAGCCUAUAGCAAAACUUUCCAAAUACUCUAUCGCAAUGAAGAUGUCCCAAUCAAUGAUCUGGUUCUGUAUCGGCUUCACACAUUGGUUGACAGCUCGAAGAUAGAGGAAAGUCUAGAGAAGCUUGAACUACAGGUGGAAUUAGAAUUAUGGUUUUCAGAGGAGGAAAGUGGGCCGCAGGGUCUCCAUGAGAAGAUGGAAUGUGUGUCUCAACGUUCACUACAACUCCACUUCAGUCCCACGAAGGGGCUGCACCACCAUAUCCCUGUCCUGUUUGACUACUUCCAUCUGUGUGCCCUGGAAACCACUGUCCAUGGAACCCUCAUUGCAAUACAUCAGCCCUACAUCAGUGUCCCCAGACCUCAGAAGUCCAACAAACCAGCACCAGAGCCUGCCACGUUAGAAAUGGUAUACUUUGGAAGUAGAACAAUCUCUGGGGAGCCAGUGUUUAGUGAUACCAUCAAGAUGCACAAUGCCUACAAUGUACACAAGAAGCUCUGUACGAUUCUGCUGUCUACGUUUGAGUCUUUACAGUCGACGUUUCAGCUGUAUCUCUCCAAAAUCUCAGGGUCUCAAUUCAAACUGGAACAGAAGAACUGUCAUGUAUGGCUGGAGACUUUAGUUAAUAACUUACAGAACUUUGACAAUGAAGAGGACCUGCUACAGACAGCCACAACAGACAUCACCCAGUUAUGUGCCGAGAAUGUGAUAUUGUGGACGCAGUUCUUGGAGAUUGUCUCCCUUGAUCAGUCUGUGAUGCAUUACCUAGCUAAAGAGCACCACUCAGCCAGGGUUAAACGAUUUGCUGAAGGGUUUUUUACUCAUGAUUAUCCAAAACCUGAAUGCCUCUCCUGUUAUGAACCAAGCUAUCACGGCCAUGCUGAUCUAGCCAAUGUGGUACGGGAGUCCCAGUAUUUCCGCAGCAUUCCCGCCCUAAGUGUAGAGUGUACCGAGAUGGAUGGUGAUAGCAUCACUGUUCCGCUUAUAUUUGAAGACAUUUACUGCGAUCAUAUACCCAUGACUUUAGACAUUGCCCGUGAUAGACCCUACAGUGCCUCUUCUAAGAAAGGAGAAAAGGUCGAAAGACAAUCGUACAGGAAGACAGAGCCAUCUUUAUCUAGAAGUAAUAGCCAGGAAUCUCCACAGCUCAAGUUCAAACACAAAAAGAAAUUCAUCAAGAACAUUCGACCGGAUGCUUUCCGCCGACCAUCCACAUACUCCUGUUCCGAGGCAGAAGCAAAAGGAAAAACUGUUGGCAAGGACUGUCAGCUUGUAGGUUACAGGAAGAAGGUGCCAGAAUAUGAGACAAGCUCAUCAUCCAGCUACGACCCUAAAACUGUGAUCGGUACAUUCAGCCCCAACUCAUCUUCUAUAACGUCCGGAGACCAUGGAAACAUGCUGCUAACAAACUCUCUGUCUAUGCCGUCUCUGAUGGCCAAGUCGAGUUGGAGUCGUGCUAGUAUUAACUCAUUACCAGAAUACAUGGACCGUGAGAAAACACCCUAUGGUAGGCGGAGACAGAUUAAAUCAGAACUGUUCCCCAAGGGAGUGGUACAUUCUGACCCGGACAUGCGGGACAGAAUACAUUAUGAGCAAGCACAGGGAGUAGCAUCAAUGUCAACUUCUUCACCUCAGCAACAGGCAUGGUCUGAAGAUUCCGAGACAGACUCUACAAGUAAGCCUGUUCCAUCCCAAGGGGACAAUAACAUGUCCCUCCCUCCCCCAGGGAACAGUGAUAAAACUCUCCCUGCCCCCAAGAACUGUGAUAAACCCCUCCUUCCCCCUGGGGACAGUGAUAAAUCUCAUCCUUCCACUGGAGACAGUGAUAGUGGACUGUCUAGUGCAGUCUCCAGUACCAUGUCCAUUACUGGGCACAUAGAACCUACAGCAAACACAACCAAGGGCAAAAGUGGCCGCAAAAACAAAUCCAUGCUAGACAGCAAUGCCUUCACAAGUCUAGCUAAUGAUAUCACGAAAGCUUUAAAUGAAAACGAAAGUUGGUAUGUGACAUCGAAUGUAACAAACAAUGAUGAUCAAAGUGAUGAUGAAACUUGUGUUGCUAAUGGUUACGAUGAAUUCUUAGAAAAUGCAUGUUCUUUAGAGAGCACAAACAAUUCCUCAAAUAUACCUCAGGAAAAAGACUCUUUUGACGGUGCAAGGAUAGGUGUGCGGAAAGUAUCUGAAGGCAAUCCUCAGCCUGACCUCUCCCAACAGUUGGGUGCAAGACCCCAUGACCCUGAGGGUACAGAGGAGGGGUCGACACCUAGUCUGUCUAAAGACAGUGGCAUCAUCACACAGGAAUCUGAGGAGUCAGAUUUGGGGGAGGACAAGAUGACUGUGAUAGAAUUUCUGCGGACAGAGUAUGGGGGCGCUCUUGCAGCAAAGGGAUUGGGGCCUGGAGCCCCUAUCCGUCUCAGUCAGCGCAUGUCUCUUUCCACCACAACUCAACAUCAACAACGAGCUGCCAGCGACACAAACAUACACCAAAGUGCAGGGACACCAACAUCAUCAUCAGGGUCUGUGGACACGGUUGUUUGUGAGGCACCAGAGCCUUCCUCUAACGAGGUGGUGUCUCGGCCUGUAGUGUCUUCGUUCUCCUUUCCGGAGCUAUCCAAGUAUGCUGACAAUGACCGCCCGAAGCUGGUCACACAAGUGGGAUUUUCUACCCUCAGUUUUAUAAGUUUAAGAGAAUCUCUAAAACAACAACUGAAGUUUGAGGGAGAGAUGUAUAGUGAGGCUUCCAGUCUAGCCUCCUCCAUUCCAUACUUCCACACGCCUGAUGAUGUGGACUUUGGGGAGGGGGUGCACCUAGUUGUCUGUGUGCAUGGCCUGGACGGUAACAGUGCUGACUUGCGACUGGUACGGACGUAUGUAGAGAUGGCUCUUCCAGGUUAUCGAAUCGAGUUUCUUAUGUCGGAACGGAAUCAGGAUACGUUCGCAGACUUUGAGUUGAUGACUGACCGCCUUGAGUCGGAGAUAUUAUCAUUCCUAGAUCUGUACGGUAUUAACCCUUCUAAAGUCAGCUUUGUGGGACAUUCUCUAGGAAACAUUAUAGUGAGGUCUGUAGUGUCACGGCCUAAGCUGGCCCACCUGGUGCCUAAACUUCACACGUUCCUGUCCCUGUCGGGGCCCCACCUUGGGACGCUAUACAACAGCAGUGGCCUGGUUAACAUGGGGAUGUGGUUUAUGCAGAAGUGGAAGAAGUCAGGAUCGUUGUUACAACUUUCCCUCAAAGACCACAGUGAUCCCCGGCAAUCAUUCCUGUACAAACUCAGUCAAAAAGCUGGUUUGGAAAUGUUCCGCCAUGUACUCCUGGUGGGAUCUUCUCAGGAUCGUUAUGUACCAUACCAUUCCUCUAGGAUAGAAAUGUGUAAGGCAGCUCAACGAGAAAGCUCAGGAAUGGGUGCUAUAUACAGUGAAAUGGUGGCCAAUAUCCUGACACCAAUAGUCAACAACCCCAAGUGUAAACUCAUUCGCUAUGACGUCUUUCAUGCCCUAACCAACACAGCAAACACAAUCAUAGGAAGGGCUGCUCACAUCGCUGUUCUUGACUCCGAAAUGUUUAUAGAAAAAUUCAUGACUGUAGCUGGUCUGCAAUAUUUCAAAUAGAUUAAUAUGUUUUUUUUUUAUCCCAUUCUACAUUCAAAUUAUUCAUCUAACUCAUUUUAAGGGUUGAAAGGUCAACAUUGAAUCUAAAUUGUGAGAUUUUGUUUGUCCUACUUAAUGAACUUAGACCUCAGACUUUUGUUACCUUUGGAGAGAAAAGUCUUCGACUUUGUUGAAUCUGCUAACUUGGUUAACAUCGGUUCUGAUAUGAAUCUGUUUAUUCUUUGUGUCUUACUUUCACAGAAUUAAAUUUUGCAGUAUAUCUUAUUGUGACAAAAACAGAAAUUCUGCUAGGUACAAUUGUUUGAUGUUAAAUAUGUCAUUGAAUGCUCAUUUUUCUAUUUUUCUUUUUUAAGGAAAUGUAUUUUCAAUUAAAACAGGUAAUUUUCAUGGCAAUGUUUUUAAGUUUUCUGAAUAUAAGUUCCAGACAGAAAUAUGAAAAUUUUGUUGAACCUUUGAAUUAAUUUAGUGACUUAGUGAAUGCUGUGUAAUAACCAAAGAUAUGAGGGAUUAUGCUUGGAUAUGGAGAGAGGAUUCCUUAUUGUAAAAAUCAAUCACUCGACACAUUCCAUGCUAAUGCAAUAAGCUUGUGUCUGCAUAAUAAUUUAUAUCCGAUGAAAAAAUGUAGAAAUUGAUCUCGGGAUAAAUCAUAUAUAAAUCAAUCAGUGAAAGAUAAUACAAUGCAAUGAAGCAAAUGUGUGCAAAUAUGUUGUUGAUUUUUACAUGCAUUCUAUUUGUUAGUUGAACAUGUACAUUUCUAUAAAAUGAAUGUUGAGUGAUGUGUACAUGCAAGACCUGUGUUUUGAAUCUCGCCCUGAUCAUUAUAUAUACCCCAUAAUUUAAUGGUAUCUGGAGUUAUUGUUAAAUUUAUGCUCUCCUCUUUUGACCAUUACUGUUCGAUAAAUGUGGUGUCCUCAAUAUUUCAUCCCGUCCUGUAAUAUCCUGUAGCAUAAUAUAUUUAAUAGGGUUGAUAGGCACAUAUUAUUUUUCAUUUUCUUUAAUGAUACACUACGUUCCUUUUUUUGUGCAAUUAAACAUACUCAUAGUUUGAAUCACUUUUACAAAAAAUUGGGCUGACCAAACCACGAAAGAUAUCUCUCUCUUUUUUUUUUUUUUACUAAAACCUGAUUUGUUUUAUGUGUAACAGGUUAAAUAGAGUGCACAGUCUACCUUCAGAGUCUUGUCCUUGUUUACUAAGAUAUGUUUCCCCAUGAGGUACUUAACAAUAGUGUAUUGUACUUGCAAAUGCGUAAAAUUAUGUUUUACAUUCAUAAUUGUUAAUUCACUGACAGAGUGUAGUUUGUGAGAUAUUGUGAUAUCAGGUCAUUUUCCAAAAGGAAACACACUGUUUCCAAUCUAUCUAGGUAAGGAAUUUUUCUGAAACAAUUUUUCUUUCCAGAACAUUAAGAAAAAUUGCUGAUGAUGUAUGUUGAUAAUGUAGUCCAAACUUAGAUAACUUUGGAUUUAGAAGUAGUGAAAUAUAUUCAGAUUUUCAAUAUUUUUACUUGAUAGUGAUUGGUGUGGUCAUUGUCAUGUGAUAGACAGUAAAUUGUGAUAUAGACCUGUGAGAAAUUGAUGGUGAAGUUUAUAUAUAUAUAAAUUACAUGUUUCCGAAUCAAUAUCGUGUAAAUGACAGAUUAAGAAUGAUACUAAAUUAGAAAAGAAAAACAUUCAAUUAGUAGGAGAAAGUAUGCUUUUUGUUAAUUAAUGGUUUGUAGGCCUAAAAUACAUCAAGAUACUUCAAUUUACAGGUUGGUAAAUUAUGUCUUAAUGACCUUAGCACCGUUUAAUUUAUUUAAUAGUUUGAUAAAUAUUUUCCUUUAUAAAUCUACUGGAGGAAACUGAAAUUAUACAACUAUAGCCUCUUACUGAGGUCAGUACACUGUUUCUUCAACCUUAUCUAGUCCCUUUGUAUAUACUGUUUAUUGUUAGAAUGCUGUUAUUUUGUUGAGGUUUCACCAUGUCGUUCAUUAGUGCUAUAUACCAUGUCUGUCGAAAUCAAUGCUUCAUUCAACUUUACUAAAAAGAAUUCCAAAGACAUCUUUAUAAACAUUCAGACAUAUCCUUCUAUUUGUCGUCAUUUAUUCAAAAUAUUUUUGUAAAACAAGGUGUUAUUAAUUGAAAAUUUUUGGAAGUGCCAUUUUCAUAUAUUGUCUAUGAACAUUUCCAGAAAUGAACACUUCUCCACAGAUUAAAAAAUCCUUUUUGUGUAAAUUUUGUGUCUGUUUCAUCAAAUUUUACAGUUCAAGUUUUAUGCCUGAAAAAAUCAACUGUAUGUAUCCUCAAAUAAGCUCUGACCCUCCCCUAAUGUAAACGUUUAGUAUGGACAUAUUUGCAAACCAUUUUUAGCUUAUAAUUUGAAAUCAAUUAUUCUGCAAAAAUGAAUAAGGGGCAGGGGUUAUUUGUGGGCAGGGGUUAUUUGUGGGGAGAUACAGUAAUUUGUUUGUUUAUAAAUUGUAAGUUGAGUGAGGAUUUAUAUUGACUGCACAUAUUUACAUGUAUCACACAUUUUACUCAACAAACGUUUGUUUGGCCCUGUUACCAGUGUCCUUAAUUAAAUUACAUAUGGCUGAUGAGUUUUAACUUGUAGCAAACAAGGUAGAAAGGGUUGACGGACAAUGAUUUAUUAUUUAUAAUUUAAUCAACAUUACUAACAGAUAUACCUAUUAAUUUAAAAUAGUUUUAAUUGGCAUAAAUUAAUAUACAGUGUACUAAGUUGUAGAUGUGAUUUAUUAAUUUGUAGUGCUAAAUGAGGUUUUGUUUAAACUAUUUUUUGAAGUUUAAAUUUUCAUUGAGGAUAAUCUUUUUUACCAUAUACAUCUUGUACAUGUACACACAUGUAAAUGUUAAUUAUCAGUUGUAUGUGUGUUGUACUAUGACCAGAAAUGAAACUUAGCAGCACCAUAACCUUUAUAGCCAGAUUGUCCAUUGUCAGUAUCUUGCUCAAUUUAUUAGUUAACUGGCUGAUGAAGAAAUAGUGUUAUGGUAACUUACUUCAUAGUCCCAAAUUGUUCUGAUGUUUUAUCAACUUUUAUACAUACAUUACCUGAUUGGGCUUAGUAGGCUUUAUAACCUUGAUAUGUACCUGUGUUUCCAUGAAUGGCAUUUUUGAUUCGACCCGUUUUGCAAAUGAAUCCUGAGAUAUCCUACAAUUUUUUUUACUUAUGUCUUCAAAACUUGAUAGGAUCUAUAAUAAUGGUGUAUAGCUAUUUCCCCGAGCGGCAUUUUGAUUCAAAUAUAUUUUACAAAUUUUAAGUUUUUGCUAUUUGUUUAUUUCAGUGUUUAAUAAUUUUGUCAAGAUAUCUUCUACGUUUUAAGUGAUUUUUUUUUAAAACUUGGUAACCAUGAUAAAAAGUUUUGUUUCCCUGAGAGGCAUUUUGAUUCGACCAUUAUUGCAAAUGAAAUCGUCUUAUGUUUACUUCAGUGUUUGAUGUCAUUAAAACUUGGUAGGAUCUGUAAAAUAAUAUAUACAAUGUAGUUAUGUUUCUCCCGAGAGGCAUUUUGAUUCUACCAUUAUUUCAAAUGAUAUUGUCCUUUGUAAAUUUUGGCAUUUGAUUUUUGAUUAUUUUGGCAUUUGAUUUUUGUCCUGAGAUUCUACAUUUUUCAACUGAUUUCUUAAAAAUUGGUACGCUUUAUAAUCAUGAUAUCAGGUUGUGUUUAAUGAGUUGUAGACUACUUUUAUUAUAACUCCUAAUUACUGGUAUUUCUCAAACUGUUAGAAAACUAAACAUUGGCUUUGUAGUAUAAAAAAUGAGGGUUAUAGCAUGCCACGUAACCUCUCAUAAGGUGAUGUCAGUCUUAUUUCAAGACAUCGUCGGAAACCCAUGGUUGAUUGCACUACGCUACGCUACACUUAUCAGUAGUGUUGCGUAGUGCAAUCAACCGUGGGUUUCCGACGAUGAUUUCAAGAUAGUAUAUAACAAUAUAAGGUAUUUGACAGGCGUGUAAUGUUCCGUCCCAUGAUAACCUUGUUCUAUAUCGGUAAUAUAAGAAAAAUGGAUAAAACAUCAGAGUACUUCUAUGUUUACCACCAUUACAACUAAUAGCAUUGGACAAAUGUAACCUUAGGUGAGAGGUGUGUGGUUUGAUCCUGACUCGGGGUAGGGUCAUUACCAGAGGUAUAAUCCCUAUUCUUGCUUCACAAUGGUUGAUGUUACCCUGGGAUAACUCGGACGACUGGUUCUUUCCUGUAGAGGGAGGGGAUAAGUCGGACGACUGGUUCUUUCCUGUAGAGGGAGGGGAUAAGUACGAGGACUGGUUCUGUCCUGUAGAGGGAGGGGAAAACUCGGAGGACUGGUUCUUUCCUGUAGAGGGAGGGGAUAUGUCCGAGGACUGGUUCUUUCCUGUAGAGGGAGGGGAUAACUCGGACGACUGGUUCUUUCCUGUAGAGGGAGGGGAUAAGGCUGAGGACUGGUUCUUUCCUGUAGAGGGAGGGGAUAACUCGGACGACUGGUUCUUUCCUGUAGAGGGAGGGGAUAAGGCUGAGGACUGGUUCUUUCCUGUAGAGGGAGUAUGGUUUCCCUGUGAAUAGGAGCUACUUCCUACUGUCUCAUUAAGGGAGAAUUUUUCUUUUGGUCAUUCAGUAGAGUGUGUGUCUAAGAAACCAUUUUUUUGUGAUUCUGAUUUCCAGCAGUGAGAAUUCAAAUAAUGAUCUUGGCUACAUGUAUUUAUGUCUAGAUCAGUCCUGGUGGGUUAGGUGUAGACGGUUUUAAGUGCUGAGGAUCCAACUUGGACGAUAUAUGUUGAUAAUCUAACUACAUUUGUACUUAACAAGUAAACCCAUAUACUCAUAAUUAGUGACACAUGUACCUACUAGGUACUUCAUUUUCCAUGGAGAUAUUAAUGCCAGUAACCUACUAAAGGCAAACAUUACUAAAUUAUUUCUUGCCAUAUUAUUUUUUGUUAAUCUACCUGGUAUGUCCCAAAUUUAGUUUUGAUUAAAAUUGAAAUCAUUAGAACUGUAAUUGUACCAUCUGUUCUUGUUUUUGUUUUUUGUUUUUUAUUAUUUUAUUUUGUGAAAUGUGUACAAUUCAUCAUUAGUAAACUGCUUGAAAGACAAAUUAAGUGAAUGUUUCAUUGAGAAAAUAUUUCCAAUUAUUUGUUACAUUUUGUCUCUGAAACUAUACUUUUUUGUGAAAAUAAAAACAAUGGCUUUACAGUGUGCUUUACAAAACGUUCAUGACACACAGGGAUCUUGUAGAGUUCCCCUGUCAAUGUGCUGUUUUAAAUUCUACUUAAACGCUCUAUUGACUUGCUGCAUUGCAUGUAGAAUCGGUGAGGUAGGCAGAUUUGUAGAUGUAUAGAGUGUUUUAUUUUUUGAUGUAGUGCAAAGAUUCUAUUUUUUUGGAAUGUUUUAUCAAUCAAGGUUGAGAAUUGAACUUCCUCCUGUACAUAUAAAGAAAUGGUACUAAAAGGUAUAUUUUAAUAAAUAUACAGUUUUACCUAAAUAUGUACAUAUAAUUAUGUAAAUUAAUUGUACAGCUUCACAUGAAUAUGUAAAUUGAUUGUACAGCUACACAUGAAUAUGUAAAUUAAAUGUACAACUUUCAUGAAUAUGUAAAUAAAUAGUACAAUUUCACAUGUGUAUUUAAACUAAUUUAAUGAGUCCUAUAUCUAUUCCUAUGUUGUAUGUUAUAUAGCACAUAUUAAGAAUCAUAUCAUACAUUUGUUAGAGUGUGCAACAUAACAAACCCAGCUUAAUGUAAUAAUUAAACUCCAAAGUAAUCCUUGGUUAUGGAUGGUUGUAAUAAAUUUGGUUUAUAGAUCUCAUACAUGAAACGGGAAUCUAAAGUGCUAUCCAGUGCUGGAUGUUUCUAUCUGUCCUUUUUAUAUGACAUUAAACAAUUAAACAUUUCUGAUGCCCGACUCUCAAGGGAGGUAAUUCAGUCAAAUUUACAAACGGGGGAAAAACAUUCUGUUAUUCUUGUUUUUGGAAGUUUAUUUAUCUGAUGAACAUCUUUUCUUGGCUUUUGAAUGUGAUUUUGUUGCAGAAUAUCGGUCUUUGGUGAGAGAAAUAAAUAAAUUUAAUGCAUACAAGAUGUACAGAUUUUGUCAUGUAUUCCUCAGUACAGAUUUUGUCAUGUAUUCCUCAGUACAGAUUUUGUCAUGUAUUCCUCAAUAAAUAUUUCUUCCCAAAGGUUGGAACAGAUAGAGUAGUACUAUUUUACUUUUAAAUGAAGGAAGUAAAACAUCUUUCAUUUUGGUUCUAGUUUCAGUGAAAAAGUAGCAAAAUUGAUUUACUUUGAUGUUAACUUGAGUUAAGAUACUGAAAAUCUGUUAUUGUUUUAGAGUGAUUUGAGUUAUUUAUGAAGCUUGCUUAUAUUUGAUCUAUACCUGUCCUGGUAAAUGGUGACAAUACUUCCUAACUGUUGUACAUGUUUGUAUGUAAUAAAUACUCAAACACCAUG
Messenger RNA from Pecten maximus, 10324 nucleotides. RefSeq names its product protein FAM135A-like. Lineage: Eukaryota; Metazoa; Mollusca; Bivalvia; Pectinida; Pectinidae. The record is from RefSeq and is a predicted model, not a curated record.